Molecule: messenger RNA, 2290 nt
Organism: Dromiciops gliroides (monito del monte)
Lineage: Eukaryota; Metazoa; Chordata; Mammalia; Microbiotheria; Microbiotheriidae
Gene: CTSB
Product: cathepsin B
Exons: 10
Coding region: 181-1206 (341 amino acids)
Biological process (GO): regulation of catalytic activity
Cellular component (GO): lysosome
Molecular function (GO): cysteine-type endopeptidase activity
Source: RefSeq, a predicted model, not a curated record
CGGGGCCGUGGGACUGGGGCGGGAUCGGGGCAGGCUGGGCUGGGUUCAGGCUGGGGCUCCGCAUAAAUACUCUUCCCAGAGCUUACGGAGCUUGGGGACCCUUGGUGGUGCUAAGUCCUAUUCCCUACACGAACCUGUUCGGCAUUGGAGGAACGGUAAAUCAAGAAUUCAUUUCUCAAAAUGUGGCAGCUCUUGGCCACUCUGUGCAGCCUGGUUGUACUGACCAGUGCUAGGAGCAGACCAUCCUUUUCUCCUCUUUCAGAUGAAAUGGUCAACUAUGUCAACAAGCUCAAUACUACAUGGCAGGCUGGGCACAACUUCCGUAAUGUGGACAUGGGCUACAUAAAGAAACUCUGUGGUACCUUCAUGGGUGGAGCCAAGCUACUACCUCAGAGAAUGUUGUUGGCUGAUGGCAUGAAGCUACCAGAAAACUUUGAUGCCCGGGAACAGUGGCCAAACUGUCCAACCAUCAAGGAAAUAAGAGACCAGGGUUCCUGCGGCUCUUGCUGGGCAUUUGGAGCUGUGGAAGCCAUUUCUGACAGGAUCUGUGUACAUACUAAUGGAAAUGCCAAUGUAGAAGUUUCUGCUGAGGAUCUGCUUAGCUGCUGUGGAUUAGAGUGUGGGGAAGGCUGUAAUGGUGGCUUUCCUUCUGGAGCUUGGAGGUAUUGGACCAAGAAGGGUCUUGUAUCCGGUGGCCUCUAUGAUUCCCACGUAGGCUGCCGACCUUACUCCAUCCCUCCAUGUGAGCACCAUGUGAAUGGUUCCCGCCCUGCCUGUACUGGAGAGAUGGGAGACACCCCCAAAUGCAGCAAGAAGUGUGAAGCAGGCUAUUCUCCUGACUACAAAGAUGACAAACACUAUGGAUCAACCUCUUACAGUGUACCUUCAAGUGAGCAGGAGAUAAUGGCUGAGAUCUACAAGAACGGCCCUGUGGAGGGAGCUUUUCUUGUAUACUCUGACUUCCUCCAGUACAAGUCUGGUGUAUAUCAGCAUGUUACUGGAGACAUGCUUGGAGGCCAUGCCAUUCGUAUCCUAGGCUGGGGUGUGGAAGAUGGUACUCCAUACUGGCUGGCUGCCAACUCCUGGAACACAGACUGGGGUGAUAAUGGCUUCUUUAAAAUCCUCCGUGGAAAGGAUCACUGUGGAAUAGAAUCUGAAAUUGUGGCUGGAAUUCCUCGAACAGAUCAAUAUUGGAAGAAGAUCUAACUUGCUGUCACUUGCCCAACUUAAUUUUUUUUAAAAAGAAAAAAAAACUUAGGAAUGGGAAGGCAAAUGGGAGAAUUGACUAUUUUUAAAAGACUUUGGAGCUGGAGAGAUGCAUUUAUUCCUAUUUUGUUUCAACAGGAAGGUUAUUGGGAAAUUUUAGACAAAUCACUGAGUUUUGAGAAUUUGGUUGAGCUGAAUUGUAGUGGAGUCAGCCAGCUUCAUUAAUAAUACAUAGGCACAUAAUUCUUGGUCUGACUCCAUCUAAUAAUGCAUGCCAUUUCAGGUUUUAAGUAAUUCUGUGAAUAGCACAUGGCACUGCUGGCAAACAGGCUGUGUACUACCUUUGAGACCCAUGAUGCUUUCUUUAAAAAGGUCUCUUUCCAUAAGUGUCUCCCUAAUUCUGUCAUUAUGACUCCUGCAACUCCUUUCUUCUCCCACCCCCCCAAAUCUUUUAGGAGUCAGGAACCAAUGAUUUGAGGGAAGGGGCUGACUUUUUUCCUAAGGUCUAGAGUAGGGAAGGAGGUAAAGAGAUUGUCAGAAAUCAACUUGAUCAAUUUAUUGGGGGGGGGCGGCGGCGGCUGGGAUGGGAGGGGGAAGAGACUGUUGUGGGGAGGGCCACCAGGUUUCAGAAUCCUAAUCUGUCCCAGUUCUCACUGCUAACAAUCCCAUACUAUGCUUACUCGUCCUUAGGAUACUUUUGCUGCCAGUCUGCCCAAAGCCAUCAAGCUUUGCAGUAUUGCACACCCCCUUAGGUCUUUUCUCUGGUGAGAUUCAAAUAAAGCUCUAUUUUUGGUUAGUGUGCCUUGGCUUAUCAUACAAAGAGGAGCUGCCAGGAUCAGUUGUUACUCAAUAGAAGCCUAAACCUCUUGUUUUAAAAGAAAAGCUGGGUGGCUAAUCACUCUCCCAAGAGCAAUACUCCCUCUGCUCCCUCUACACCAGUGGGGAAGGUGGAGGAUAAGCAGGUGUCCACUGGAGAAACAAGCUCUUGCUGUUCUUUGCCCCAUCGAGCAAUUUAACCUCAAUGUUGGUUUUAGUGACUGAAUGGAACCGAGAACUCUUGUGCCAAUAAAAGACUUCUCCUAAA